GCGCAGUACCCUCGCACUUGUGUUCCGGGGUCGGUGAGUGUGUACACAGUGUGAAAAAUCAUCAUUGUGUACCCUUUUUCUUCACCUUUUACACAGUUAUUACACGGGCCACACAGAGAGGGGGUUAGCAGGGGGUUCUCCUCGAGCGACAGACGCUUUGAAUACGGCACCGAGUGGACGUGUGUGAGGAUGAACUUCUUCAGAGGAGUGAUCGGUGGGCAGGCAGCCGGGCCGCAGCCGUCCGGGUCGGAGACGAUUCAGAAGUUGUGUGACCGGGUGGCCUCCUCGACGCUCCUAGAAGACCGCAGAGAUGCUGUCCGGGCUCUUAAGUCCCUCUCUAAGAAAUAUCGCAUGGAAGUUGGGACACAGGCGAUGGAUCACUUGAUCAACAUACUGCAGACUGAUAGGUCUGACUCUGAAAUCCUUGGCUACGCUUUGGACACACUCUACAACAUCAUCUGCAACGAUGAGGAGGAAGAACAAGAUGAAUCAGAAGACGCAGUAACCCCUCUCCCUGUCUCAGGGAAGCAUAAGAAUAUGUCCAUACCUGACGAGAACGCCCAGAAACAGGCAGAUGACCUGGGUGCCCAGUUUACAGACACAUUCAUCCAGGACCCUGAGCAUAUAACCCUGCUUCUCACUCUGUUGGAGGAGUUUGACUUCCAUGUCCGUUGGCCUGCGGUGAAGUUGUUGACUGCUCUCCUGAAGAACCAGGGCGUCCAGGUCCAGGGGAUCAUUCUCGUCAGCCCCAUGGGUGUUUCCAGAUUAAUGGACCUACUGGCAGACUCCAGAGAAGUAAUUCGCAAUGAUGGCUUGCUGCUGCUUCAACAGCUGACCAAAGGCAACGCAGCAAUUCAGAAAAUUGUGGCAUUUGAGAACGCAUUUGAGCGUCUCCUAGACAUCAUCACAGAAGAGGGCAGCAGUGAUGGAGGUAUUGUGGUGGAGGACUGUUUACUUCUGCUACUCAACCUGCUCAAGAACAACAGCUCCAACCAGAACUUCUUCAAGGAGGGCUCCUACAUCCAGAGAAUGAAGCCCUGGUUCGAGGUUGGGGAUGAUAACUCAGGCUGGUCGGCACAGAAGGUCACCAACCUCCACCUUAUGUUACAGCUGGUGCGAGUGAUGGUGUCUCCGGUGAACUCUCCUGGAGCUACAUCCAGCUGUCAGAAGUCCAUGUACCAGUGUGGCCUGCUGCAGCAGCUGUGUACCAUCCUCAUGGCCACUGGUGUGCCUGCUGACAUCCUCACAGAGACCAUCAACACUGUUUCAGAAGUUAUUAGGGGCUCACAGGUCAACCAAGACUACUUUGCUUCAGUCAAUGCUCCUUCAAACCCACCAAGGCCAGCCAUCGUAGUGCUGCUCAUGUCCAUGGUGAAUGAGAGACAACCAUUUGUACUUCGCUGUGCUGUCCUUUACUGCUUCCAGUGUUUCCUCUACAAAAACCAGAAAGGCCAAGGGGAGAUCGUUGCUACACUACUACCCUCCACCAUUGAUGCCAAUUCCAUCUCGGCUGGACAGUUACUGUGCGGCGGCCUCUUCUCAGCUGACUCUCUUUCCAACUGGUGUGCUGCCGUGGCCCUGGCCCACGCCCUGCAGGACAAUCUCACCCAGAAGGAGCAGCUGCUCAGGGUUCAACUUGCCACCAGCUUGGGCAAGCCCCCUGUCUCUCUGCUGCAGCAGUGCACCAACAUCCUGUCCCAGGGUGAUAAGAUCGUCCGGCGGGGCAGUAAAGUGCAGACCAGGGUGGGCCUCCUCAUGUUGCUGUGUACAUGGAUCAGCAGCUGUCCGAUUGCUGUUACACACUUUCUACACAAUCAGGAAAAUGUUCCCUUUCUGACCGCUCAGAUCUCAGAGAACCUGGGGGAGGAUGAAAGGCUGGUGCAGGGCCUGUGUGCGCUGCUUCUGGGCAUCUGUAUCUAUUAUAAUGACAACUCACUGGAAAACUACACCAAGGAAAAGCUAAAGCAGCUGAUUGAGAAGCGCAUCGGAAAGGAAAACUUUGUAGAAAAGCUCGGCUUCAUCACCAAACACGAACUGUAUUCACGCGCAGCCCAGAAGCCGCAGCCUGUAUUCCCGUCUCCAGAGCAGAUGCUGUUCGAUCACGAGUUCACCAAACUGGUCAAAGAGCUGGAAGGUGUGAUAACUAAAGCCGUGCACAAGUCCAGUGAGGAGGACAAGAAGGAAGAGGAGGUGAAGAAGACAUUAGAGCAACAUGACAACAUUGUCACCCAGUACAAAGAACUGAUUAGAGAACAGGAUGCUCAAAUCCAGGAGCUGAAGGAGCAGGUAUCGUCAAUGACCUCUCAGCACGAACAGAUGCAGACCACAAUCACCCAGCAGCUGUCCCAGAUCCAGCAGCACAAAGACCAGUACAACAUCCUCAAACUAAAACUAGGUAAGGACAACCAGAGCCAGUCGAACAGCCAGGGAGACGGCUCUCAGGUGAACGGGCUGCAAACAGAAGAGCUUUCCCAGCUCCGAGAGGAGGUGGAGGAGCUCCGCAAGCAACACACACUCCUUCAGACGCAACUCAGUGACAAGGACACACUUAUCAACACUCUGAAGUCGGCGGAGAGUCAAACAGGAGGAUCAGACAACACAGAGCUACUCCAGGAGCUGGAGGCUUUGAGGGGUCAGGUUCAGGCCCAGGCAGCAGAAAUUAGCCAACUGAAGACGGAGAGACAAGAUCUUCUCAGGAGAGCUGAAGCUGGGUCCUCAGACUCGGCCCCCAGCAACUCAUCAGACGCCACCCAGCUGGCAGAACUGGAGAGCAGACUGGCAGCACAGUCGUCUGAGACAGAGAGACUGAAGGAGGAGGAGAAGAAGUUGUCGCAGAGCCGUGCGGAGCUGGAGCAGCAGCUGGCCUCAGCCACCAGCACGGUGGCCAUCCUUCAGGCAGAGAAGACCAAGCUUCAAACGGAGGUCCAGGAGUCAAAGAAGGAGCAGGACGACCUGCUGAUGCUGCUGGCAGACCAGGACCAGAAGAUCCACAGCCUCAAACAGAAACUCAAAGACCUGGGAGAGACGGUGGAAGAUGAAGACGACCUCGACGCCAGGGACCAGACAGACGAGGAUGACGAAGACGAGGAUGAAGACGAGGACUAGAGAAAAACACUAAAAGAAUAAAAACAGGAGCAAUGUGUCUGCCAGCAGACAGAAAGACUGCAGAACCCCCCCACACCCUCACCCCCUCACACACACACACACACAAACAUAGACACAAGAAAUAGAAGAUUAAGACUGACGCUGUAUGUGGAAGCAGCUUCUCUUCCCAGCUGCCAUGCUGUCUUCAUUUCUCUUCACCUCCACCACAUCAGACCAGAGCUUUGAGCUCGUCAGUGCAUUCAUCUCUGCUAUGUUCACCAUCCGUUUGUGAUGGAUUUUACCAGUCUUGUGUUCAUUGUAAUGUCUUGUCAUAGAGUCCUAAUCUGGGGAAAAAAACAAAACAAAAAAAAAGAUGCAAGCUUAAUUUUAACACUCAAGUCAUCUGGAAAUGUAGCAACAACGAAGCCAUUUGUCCUGAUCCUGGUGUUAUAACGUCAACGCGCUGGCGGGUUCUUCAGGUUGUCUUUUUUUUUUUUUUCCCCAUCCUGCAUUUCUGCUCUCACCAGUACAAGUACAACUCACCUGCAGCGUCAGGAUCACCUGCAACACGUCACUGUGCUUCACCCAGAGUUUUGAACCUCAGUCAGUUUGAGUUCAGCGUUGCAGUAUUUAACACUGAGAGUUGUUCUGUUUCACUCUGACGACUCGACCCGUCUGCUCUACUAUAUGCUGCAAAACACUGACAGAAAAGAUGGAAAGAUGAAUAUUUUUGCAACUUUUUGUCCAGUACUGGCUUCCAGCUUCUGUAUAUUGUGUAACUUAACAAUUUAAGAGCCACAUUGAAAUGAAUAAAGAAUCUAUCUGUAUGUCUGUAUGGAGGAAAAUGUAGAUAAAUUAAAUUUUACUAAAUCCACA
Molecule: messenger RNA, 3960 nt
Organism: Mugil cephalus (flathead mullet)
Lineage: Eukaryota; Metazoa; Chordata; Actinopteri; Mugiliformes; Mugilidae
Gene: uso1
Product: USO1 vesicle transport factor
Exons: 27
Coding region: 190-3105 (971 amino acids)
Biological process (GO): vesicle fusion with Golgi apparatus; intracellular protein transport; endoplasmic reticulum to Golgi vesicle-mediated transport
Cellular component (GO): Golgi membrane; ER to Golgi transport vesicle membrane; cytoplasm
Molecular function (GO): protein binding
Source: RefSeq, a predicted model, not a curated record